CAUUCUCAAUUACGUUGCCUGGCGUACCAACAGUCAACAGCGAUUGAGCGGUGAAGCACACGAUCUUGCUUUUACCGACACUUUUGACUAGCGGUUUAUUUUGAAAGUCGAUCAUGUCGGUGAAUUACGCCGCCGAUCUCUCUCCGUAUGCGGAUAAAGGUAUCUGCGGUCUCCCUGAGAUAUUUGACAGCCCAGAGGAGUUAAAGACUAAAGUCGAGACUUUGGUCCAGUGGAUCAGGGACUCUCAGUACAUGGUCAUACAUUCAGGGGCUGGAAUCAGCACCUCAACAGGGAUCCCAGACUUCAGAGGUCCUAAUGGAGUGUGGACGAUGGAGGAGAGAGGAGAGACGCCUCACUUCAACACCACAUUUGAGGACGCACGUCCGAGUCUCACCCACUUGGCCCUGCUGCAGCUCCAGAGAGCUGGACAUCUCAAAUACCUCAUCAGUCAGAACGUGGACGGCCUUCACUUGCGCUCCGGAUUUCCCAGGGAUCGACUCUCAGAACUUCACGGGAACAUGUUUGUUGAAGAAUGUGAGAAAUGUGGCAAACAAUACGUUCGGGACACAGUAAUUGGAGUGAUGGGACUGAAGCCAACCGGACGCUACUGUGAUGUCACACGUUCCAGGGGACUCAGAUCCUGCAGAGGCAAACUGAUCAGCACUAUAUUGGACUGGGAGGACUCGCUGCCUGACAGAGACCUCAACAGAGCAGAAGAAGCGUGCAGGCGAGCAGACCUGGCCUUGACGUUGGGUACUUCUCUGCAAAUUAAACCUAGUGGAGAUCUGCCUCUGUUAACCAAACGCACUGGAGGGAAAGUGGUUAUAGUCAACCUUCAGACUACCAAACACGACAAGCAUGCACACCUGCGUAUCUACGGCUACGUCGAUGAAGUCAUGGGUCAGAUGAUGAAACUUCUGGAAUUGGAGAUUCCUGAUUGGACGGGGCCGACGCUGUGCGAGACUUCAGGUGGAGACCUGGACAUCCUUCCAUUUGGAGCUUGGAAAAAGGAGGUCAAGAUUGAGCUGAAGAUAGAAGAAAAUAAAGACGCAGUCCCGAAGACAAGAAAGAAGAGAAAGGCGGACAGCGAGAGAAAUGUGGAGAAGGAUGUUAAGGUAGAAAAAGAGGUGAAAAAAGAGGACAAAGAAGCAACAUCAGCAAAGAAACAUAAAGAUGAUGUCUCCAGUGACUCUAUACCAAUCAAGACACAGAACUUGCGUUCUUUAAACGGCUCCUCCCACAAUUCUCUCUGUUUUUCUGAUGUAAAUAGCACAGUAACGGAACCUUCAGAUGAAAAUAAAAACACAGACGAGUGCUCUUCAUAGAGAACACUGACAAAAGCUGAAUAACAACACUCAGACCACCACUGGCUCUUCUGUCGUUUCAAAUCUCCUGCAUAAUUUGCUUCCAAACACACCUGAACCAGCUUUCUUCUUAAUAAAACAUCAUGCUCAUGUUUA
Triplophysa rosa is the source of this 1460-nucleotide messenger RNA. RefSeq names its product sirtuin 6 (gene sirt6). The transcript is spliced from 8 exons. NCBI's taxonomy places the organism in Eukaryota, Metazoa, Chordata, Actinopteri, Cypriniformes, Nemacheilidae. The record is from RefSeq and is a predicted model, not a curated record. Bases 114 to 1325 code for a protein of 403 amino acids. Gene Ontology annotation, molecular function: NAD+ binding.